Verticillium dahliae VdLs.17 is the source of this 840-nucleotide messenger RNA. RefSeq lists its product as uncharacterized. The transcript is spliced from 2 exons. The coding region runs from base 1 to 840 and encodes 279 amino acids. NCBI's taxonomy places the organism in Eukaryota, Fungi, Ascomycota, Sordariomycetes, Glomerellales, Plectosphaerellaceae. The record is from RefSeq and is a predicted model, not a curated record.
AUGCCCGUCGUAGCCAACUACCUGGUGCCCGACCGGCAGGUCGCCAGAACACUCACGGCGCAGGUAGAGGCGUCGUCGACGGCGGCCCUCCCACACCCCGCUCCUCCGCUCCCCGUCCCCGAAGCAAACUUCAUCCCCCUCUACGUGCUCCUGGCCCUCGUGCCCCUGACCUUUCUCGCCGUCGGCCUCUGGGCCUGCCGCCUCGAGCGCAGAGCAGCCCGCGCCCAGGCCAGCGGCGACAUCGAGCUCCAGACCCUCCGAACCUUCUGGUUCCCCUGGCGCGAGGCCGUCGAGGUCAGCCCCCCCGCAGCGGCCGCCGCCUCCGAGACAGCCACGCUCGCGCCCGGAGCUGCGGCGAACCAGGCCCCCCACACCAGCGAGGCGGCGGCGGCGGCGGCCCUCGCUGAUGGCGCGAGCCGUCUGCUCUCCCGCCUCCGCGCCGGCGAGGCAACGACGACCCUGCCCACGACCAUCAAGGACUGGCGCUCCGUCCACGCGGCGCUGCUGCCGCAUCGCUUCGGGCCCUCGCCGUUCCCCGGUCGUGGCGGUCGCGAUGACGGCGGCCCGGUGAGCCCCACUAUUUCGGCGCCUUCCUUCAUCGGCUCCUCGGUGGUUUCCAUUGGUGCCGGGCCGGAUGACAUGAGGAGCAGCUGGGUCUCUGGUGGAGCUGCUGCUCCUGCUGCUACCCCCUGCAAGGUUGUGAGGUUCGUUGGCGAAGGCUGUGAAGAACAAGAAGAAGACGAAGACGACUGCAAGGGCAAGGGCAAGGGACGGGCUGGCGUCCAGGUCACGACUCGCUCGGUCGUUGUCAGCAACCCACAGGAUGGAAAAAUGUUCUGA